CAGGUUUAAGUCAAAAAAAGUUAGCCGAGAUCCUUGAGAUAACACAGCAAACAAUAAUUAGGUGGAAGAAAGAUAAAGAUCCUUUCCGCAAAAGAAAAAGAAAACCCAAAGAUUAUGGAAUUAUUCCUGAACUCUUAAGAUCUUACAUUAUUGAUGAGGAUAACAAAUAUACUCAAAAUGAAUUAGCUGAUUUAGUUUCUAAGGAAACAGGUCAGCAAAUAACACAAAAAAAAGUUUCCUAUAUUUUAAGAAAGAGACUUAAUUAUACCUAUAAAAAACUCACUUAUCACUAUACCCAAUUGGACGAGGAGAAAGCAAAAACAUUCAAUGGGGAAAUUAAGCCUUUGCUUGAAACUAAUCCUUUUAUAGCAAUAGAUGAAUGCUCUUUUUACCCCAAUCUAAAUCCAAGGUUCGGUUAUUCCUUAAAAGGUGAAAGGGCAGUUUCUAAAAGACCCAGUCAUAAGGGCAAGCAUUACACCCUUUUAUUUGCCGUUAGCAAUUUAAAGAAAAAUGGGGAAAUAAAACCUAUCGGAAACAAAAGGAAUUACCUGAUAAUGGAUAAUGCUAGAAUACAUACUGCUUUUGGAAAGAGAAAGGAAGCAGGAUUGCCUAGUGUAGAGGAGCAAAUGCUAAAAAAGAAUAUUGAAGUAAGGUUUAUUACUAAAUAUGCUCCUAUGCUGAACCCAGUUGAGUUAUGUUUUAAUUUUUUAAGACAACGAACAGAAAGGAGUAGAUCCAGAAAUUACGAAGAAAUGAGGUUGGCGAUUGAAAAAGCUGUUAAACUACUAAAUAAGAAAAAACUAAUUACCAAAAUUAUUCCUACUAUUCAACCGCGAUUUUUUGCGACCAUUAAUAAAGAGGAACUGGAAUUAUUAAAACAAAUGGAAAUAACUGUUAAUAAAAGUAUCAACGAACGCAAUAAUUUAAUGUUAGAUCUUUUGUUUUAUACAGGAUUAAGGAUAAAUGAGUUAAGAAAUAUUCGCCAUUGUGAUUACCAAGCGGGAAGUUUAAGAAUAUUAGGUAAAGGGAAUAAAGUUAGAUAUGUGUUUUUACCUCCUUUUUUAGUGAAAUAUUUUAACCCUUAUUCACGGAAUUAUUUGUUUACUACUAAACGCCAACCAAAAAUAUCUAAUACCCAAGCCCGAACUAUUAUUUAUCAGAAAGUAAAAAAGGCGGGAAUGAUAAAAAAAAUUAGUCCUCAUACUUUUAGGAGGAGUUUUGCCACUAUCUUAAAUAAUAAGAAUGUCCGUUUAACUACUAUUCAAAAAUUAUUAGGACAUUCCCAAAUUGCCACUACUUCUACUUAUAUUCAUAAUUCUUACGAGGAACUUUAUAAGGAUUAUAGUAAAUUGUGGAUUAAAGAUGAGUUAUAUAAAAGCGAGGAUGCCCGUGAAUUAUUAGACCAAAACACGGAUAUUAUAAUGGAUGAGGCCAUACCUAAUCCCAAAGGCAAAGACAAGACUAAUUUAAAAUAUUUAGAUGAUGAGGAUAUUUUUGAAGGUAAUAAUAAAUUGCCUGUGCCAAGAUGGGCCGAGGAAAUAUGUCUAAUUAAUGAGGAUUACAGAAGGAGUGAACGCAAGAAUAAAAGAUUGUUAGAUAAUCAAGGGAUAAAAGAAUUAGUAAAAGAAUAUUUGGAGGAUAUUAAUAGUAAUAUAUUAAGAUUUGCCGAUUUUGAGA
This is a messenger RNA of Racocetra persica, 1677 nucleotides long. The record is from the annotation of a GenBank genome assembly. NCBI's taxonomy places the organism in Eukaryota, Fungi, Glomeromycota, Glomeromycetes, Diversisporales, Gigasporaceae.